AUGGAUGGCUACCUAUACAUUGUUUUCCACAAUUCGCUCCCGUCGCUCGGUAUAAAUCAUUGGGGCAUCCCGCUUGACCAGAUGCUUCGGACAGUGAUUGGUCGAAUUUCUAUCAAAUACCUUCUUGAGCGGAUGGCACUUGACAUUGGUACCAAAACGCUCGGCACACUGCUGAAACUCCAAAUCCUGCUUGCAGCCGCAAGUGUAUCUCAAAUACUUGAUCUGGCACAUCUGGAUCUAAUGGUGUAA
This is a messenger RNA of Penicillium angulare, 249 nucleotides long. RefSeq lists its product as uncharacterized. The coding region runs from base 1 to 249 and encodes 82 amino acids. The record is from RefSeq and is a predicted model, not a curated record. The transcript has a single exon. Lineage: Eukaryota; Fungi; Ascomycota; Eurotiomycetes; Eurotiales; Aspergillaceae.